AUGAACGAGCAGGACGAAUCAGAGUCAAGUAGUAAUGGUGUAGUCAGAAUCAGUGGGGUCAGUGGUGUUUCGGAUACGAAAGCCGAUGAAGAAGAACUGUAUCGUUUGAAGAUAGUCGCACUCCAGGAAUGUUACAACUCCGUUCAACUGCAAACGUUUCGUCUUCGUGAGCGUAUCUAUAACGUCAGGAAGCAAUGUCGUCGUUUGGAAGGAAUGAAACGUGCUGCCCUGAACCUGCUUCGUUACCACACAGGCACUUACGACAUUCCACCUCUAGAGAUUGUAGAUGAGGAUCCGGUACCAUCAUUCUUAGAGUCGCUUCAGAAGCAGCAGCUUGUCACACCUGAGGCUCCUCGUAAAAAAUCGAAGAGGGGUGAUAUGCCGAAAAGUUCGAUUCGCUGUUUAAAUCGUGAUACAUCAAUAAACAAUGAUGAUAUUCCGAGGAAAGGACGGAAUUCAGUUCAUGUAGAUUUCGGAAACUUUGACGACAGAAGAUUAAAGAUAAACGAGGGGAACAAUGACUUGGAGGAAUUUGACGGUGAAGACAAUCGAUUGAACGUUCCAGCAAUACAGCUCAGUGCUGAUUCCCAGAUGACUAAUAUGGGGGACGAAGAGCAAGGAGUAAAAGCAGUCACCUCCUUUAACAACACUGAACUCAACCGUUCUCAUGAUUCUGUCUUCGAUCAGAACCGUAAUACAAACCACCCAGUGGUUAAUGAUGAUGGAGAGAAGAGCAGCCAACAGAUAAGUUAUCAUGACAUGGAAACAUCACUCUACAAUGGGGUGUUAGAAUAUGGAGGCAACGUUCAACAGGUACAAGGCGUUAGUUUUGGUGCGGAUUUGGUGAAUAACCCGUUCAAUACUUCUUCGGAUUCAGUUCAACCAUUGAACUAUGACACACCGACUUCCAUGGUAGAAAGCAACAUUUACUUUGCAAGCGAUAGCCAGCUUCUUGUGAGCUGUGGUUCAGUCCAUGAAGUGGUGGAAAAUGCAGCUAUAUAUACGAAUGCAGUGAAUUGCCAAAAUUCGUUUGUUUCUGUAAAAACAAAGUACAGCGAAAACACAAAUCCGUUGAAUUUGUUUGAUUACGCAGCUGUUCUGAAUGCUCUGCAGGCAAUGAACGAUACAACUUCAACUGGACCUGAGUCGAAUUAUCCAGCGAAUCCUGACACGCCGUUGAGUUACAGAGUUGACGUUGUGACAACACAACCAGAAAUUGCUAGCGCUAAUGAAUCAGUGUCAUCGGAACUUGGUCCUGUGAAAUGCGAAAAUGUUGAACAACCGAAAACAGAGACGCCGUUGCCUAUUACGAAGCAGCCAGAAGGUGUACAGGUCAGAGCUGAAAAGCAGGAAAUGCAGAAGUCAACAAAUAACGAUAACUUGUCCAAUCAUUCUCCUCCAAAUUUUAUUCCGUAUAGGAUGAUCACUGUCGAGAAUCCGAAACCCGUCGAAAUAAUCAUGGUUGAUCCGUCAGGAGGUGAAGUCCCUCCGUCAAAGCAACUUCCUGCAAGACGUCGUCGUAAGUACAAAUAUGUGGUGGAAAGCGUACUUGACAACGUCCCGUAUACAUUUCGUCAGGCAGAGUCGGAUGAUGAUGAAUCUAACGACAAAAAUUCUUCUACAAACACGAAGACGACACCAAACUUGAACUAA
Molecule: messenger RNA, 1653 nt
Organism: Angiostrongylus costaricensis
Lineage: Eukaryota; Metazoa; Nematoda; Chromadorea; Rhabditida; Metastrongylidae
Source: the annotation of a GenBank genome assembly